Halteromyces radiatus is the source of this 639-nucleotide messenger RNA. RefSeq lists its product as uncharacterized. The record is from RefSeq and is a predicted model, not a curated record. Lineage: Eukaryota; Fungi; Mucoromycota; Mucoromycetes; Mucorales; Cunninghamellaceae. Bases 127 to 576 code for a protein of 149 amino acids. The transcript has 4 exons.
AUUCUCUCAAUUUUUGGAUCCCAGCUGAUAAUUUCCUUUCCUUUUUCUUUUUUCUUUUUCUUUUCUUCUUUUUUCUUCUUUUUUCCUUUCUCCUUUGUUUCUUUUAUUUAAAUUAAUGUAUCAUCCAUGUCUGGUAAUCGAGUACCCUUAGAAUAUCGUAGUUCACCUAGUUGGCCAGCUCUUUAUUGGCCUUUUGGACCUGGUUUUGAUCCUAUAUAUCAAGUUAGAGAUAUUCCUCAUACUUUAUAUUAUUUGAAUGAUAUUUGGAAGUUCACAAUGAUAUGGUCUGUACUAUUAUCUUUAGUAGUUUAUAUUCCAGCAGGUUUAUUGGCAUUCUCCACAUUAGCAAAAUCACGUACACUUCCUUGGUAUAUUCUGAUAUUGAUUCCAUUUAUCUUUGCCUUUGGAGGUGCGUUGGCUUCUUUUAUCAUUGGAGGAAUAGUUGGUGUUGCACUUGCCUUUGUAUAUACUACUGGAUUCUUUGUGAUGUCUACUUGGAUUCCAUUUUUAUGGGCAUUGAUACAUAUCUUAGUUGUAGUUGUUGGUGGAUAUUCUACUAUUACUGCCAUUUUAUAGUUCUCCCUCCCCCCUCUUAUAUUUUUUUUUUUUUAAAAAAAUCCAUUCUUAUUUCUUUUAUAU